UAUUUCAUUAUUAUCUUUCAAAAAACUAAAUUCUGAUCAGCUGACAUCAUAAUAUACGAGAUCGAACGUUGUUACCUUUCGGUAGUUUUUCAAAACAUGAAGGUCAAAUAGAUAUAUAAUUUUUGUCGAUUUUAGUAAUAUGAUAAGAAUAAGCUAACUACUGUAUUAUUAUCAAGAAAUUCAUUUCUAAUCUGCAGACAACUAUAUAGAAAGGUGAAUGAGCGAAAGAAAAAGAGUGAUAUGGCAUUCCUAAAAAUAUUAAGUUAUAGUCUAAUAUUUAUUGUCGCGGCAGCUCCUUUUAUUGAAGCACAAUCGCGACAUUAUGAUAUCUAUUUUGUACUAAAUAGCAAUGCUAGUAUCUUCCACGGCGAAUACAAUGUCAACAUUUAUAUUCCUCACGAAACACAAGAGAUAGAUUUUUAUACAGAAAAUUUGUCGAUAACUAAAAUUACGGUAACAAACAAUACACAAAAAAUAUCUAAAGAAAGCAAAGAAAAAAUUUUUGCCCGUAGACCGAAGGAAAUUAUCCAUGACACUGAAACCUAUAUAACCACAAUUUCUUUUCCAUAUAAUUUAUUGUCAGGAAAUUAUACUCUGAAUGUGAAAUUUUCCGGUCUUUUAACUGAAGAUGGAGGAUUUACAAUUUACAUAGAUGAAGAAAAUGAAAGAGUGUGGUUCGCCGCAACGCAUUAUCAGACAAUUGCGACUCGAAGAUUAUUUCCACUUUUGAAGGAUACUUUAUAUGCCAGUUAUAACAUUUCUAUAAAGCAUCACAAACACUACAGGGCUUUUUCAAAUAUGCCGGUUCAAGAAAUAAAUAUGGAUGAAAAUAAUAUGCAAUGGACACGCUUCAAAUCUACUCCUGUAAUGCCCGUAUAUUUCAUAGCGGUUAGUAUAGCUCAUGUCGCCUUAACUUCAGAAACAAAUCAGGCUAUCAAAUUGUGGUGCAGGACAGACAUAAUAUCAUAUGUGCAAUUUGCAUACACAGCUGCUAAAGAUAUUGCACAGUACUUAGAUAAAGCGUUUCCGCAUAUGAGCAAAGGAAGUCCGGAAACAAAUCAUAUCGUGAUUCCGAAAUUAUUAAAUGAAGAGGAUAUAAAAUUCGGAUUCGUUCUUUAUGGAGAAAAGAAUAUUAUGUUUAAUGAAAAAAUAGAUUCUGAUAUACGCCGUGUUGAAAUAACUCGAGUAAUGGGAUACAAAGUGGUGCACGAAUGGUUUUAUAAUGCAAUCGAUCCAUAUAUGUGGGAAGUCUCGUUAAGCAAAGGUUUUGCUACAUUCUUUGGAAUUUUUGCCACCGACAAAAUAUUUCCGCAUCUUCGGAUACAAGAUUUCUUUGUGGUUCAAAUGCAACAUGAUGUUCUUCAUUGGAGAACCAAGAACACAUGGCCGUUCCCAUUAAUCGUAUCAACAUAUGAUAUCGAUACGACUUUUGAAAUUCCUAGUUACAUCAAGGCAAGCAUUAUGUUCCGCUCGUUGCAAAUUAUAUUUACUGAAGAGAACUUUCUGUAUGGUAUCGGUUUGUAUUUCAAAUAUAAAGCUCUUGGCAGUUUUAUUUUCUUUGACGUUAUGCAAUCAGUCAGCGAUGGAUAUUCAAUGAAAUAUAAUGUAACGGCUAGAAUAAUUAGUUGGACACAACUAAAACAUUACCCUGUGAUUAAUGUGGAAAGAAAUUAUAAUAAUAGCAGCUUGAAUAUAUCUGUAAACAAUUUUAAUAUGGAUAUAUGGAUAUUUGUGAAUAUUACUACACAAACGCAUCUCAAUUCGAAGAAAUUAUUGUCUGAAGUGUGGUUAGCACCGUAUAUUUCGCAAUAUACAUUAAAUAUAGAUUUCAUAGAUAAGAAUGAUUGGAUAUUAGCUAAUUUACAACAAACUGAAUGCUAUCGCGUCAAUUAUGAUGCUGAGAAUUGGAAUAGACUUUCGAAAUACCUGAACUCCAAUACUUUUAGAAAAAUACAUGUUCUCGAUCGUGCUAAAAUCAUCGACGACACAUUUCACUUCAUGAUGACAGGUCAACUAAAUUCUACUAUAUUCUUCAAUAUUUCUCACUAUUUGCUGCGAGAUAAAGAUUAUAUCGCAUGGUAUCCUAUGUUCAAAAGCUUGGAAUAUAUGUCAGGUUUCUUUAAAUUUCCAGAAAGUGCAUUUAUGAAGACAGAAAUACUACAUCUCUUGAAUGGGAUUUAUUUGGAAAUACUAAAUACCAAUUUUAAUGGAGAUAAAAGUACGGAUAGUAGAUUAUUUACUGAAUGUUUAAAACAAGAGGCUACAAAAUGGUUAUGCACCUUAAAUCAUAAUGAUUGCUUGCACACAGCCAAUCGUGAUUUAACAUGGCACCUCUACAGCCAUAAGAAUUAUUUACCAAACAAUAUUUUGACGGGAUGGAAAGAAUGGACAUUCUGCAAUGGUUUGAAAACAGCCGAUAACAAUACUUGGAUGCAAGUGUUUGAUAGAUAUUUGGAAGAAUCAGAUCAUAGUUUUUUAAAAUUUUUAACUUGUUCCAAAAAUCCUUUAAUUAUUCUCCAAUACAUACAUUUAAUGGCUAAUGUGACAACAGCUGUGGAUCAUAUAAACGGUUUUUGUAAUAUUGUUGCGAGGCAUGCAAGGAAUCCUGCAUUAUUUGAUUUCAUUUUAGACAGUUUGGAGAAUAUAAAACCCAAAGGAAUCAGUUUUAUUACAGCAUUAACUAUAAUCAUAAACCAUGUUUAUCUCAAGCAACAAAUUAAUAAGAUAAAAGAAUACAUGGAAAUUAAUUUCACGGAUAAUCUAGAAUUUGUGAUUAAUUAUGAAUAUUAUGAAAAUGGCGAUACGCUAAUUAAAUCCUUGCCAUUUAUAAUGAAUGUGGAGAAUAUAAAAAUGUAUGUAAACCGCAAGUUAGAACUACGUCGGAAACAAAUAAAGACUGAAUUGUACGAAUAUCAUUUUCUUAUAAACAAUUUUGCUGAUGUACUUAAAGAAUAUGCAACUGAUUAAUCAAUGAAACCUGGAUAACGAAAUGGUACAGAAUGAGACAGAACAUGCUGGGUAUUCGGCAUACGUAAAAAAUAAUAUAGAAGGUAUACAUUAUAUUCAAUGAAUGUCAAAUGAUCGUUACAACAGAAGUAACAAAAUGAUAUCGACUAAAUAAUGCAAAAGAUAGAGAAUAAAUUAC
Camponotus floridanus (Florida carpenter ant) is the source of this 3145-nucleotide messenger RNA. RefSeq names its product aminopeptidase N-like. The transcript has 15 exons. NCBI's taxonomy places the organism in Eukaryota, Metazoa, Arthropoda, Insecta, Hymenoptera, Formicidae. The coding region runs from base 241 to 2967 and encodes 908 amino acids. Gene Ontology annotation, biological process: proteolysis; peptide catabolic process. The record is from RefSeq and is a predicted model, not a curated record. Gene Ontology annotation, molecular function: peptide binding; metalloaminopeptidase activity; zinc ion binding. Gene Ontology annotation, cellular component: cytoplasm.